AUGGACACCGACAAUGCAUCAGUUUUCGCCAACUUACCCGUUCUGUUGGGACGGAACGCAGUGGACAUCGAGACAGGCAAGGUUGAACUGGACGAGUUUUCGGGCGGUGAUUCCCAAAAGGGGUUCCUGUCCGAGACGGUCCAGGCAGCUCGGGUUGCUUCGUGCUUGUCAGCGUCUUCCGAGUGCAGGGAGCAAGUGGUGUUGCUCCUGGGCGCCACCUUCGCCCUUGCCCAGGGUGUUACGGCUCCUGCCAUUGCCCUCUUCACAGGGGCAAGCAUCGCCACUUUGACUGCGGACACCGCGAAGGAGCACCUUCUCACAGCCAUGGCGCCAGCUCUGACGAAAGUUGCGGUGCUGGCCGUCAUCCAGUUCUGCUUCGCGUUCGCCUGGCAAACUUGUCUCGCCUGGGCUGCUGCCAAACAGGCGCACCGCUGGCACCGUCGCUUGUUGGAGGCAUUCCUGUCCCGCGACAUAGCCUGGUACGAUGAGAACGAGCCGGCAGGAAUGGCAAGCAAGCUUGAGGCGGAUGUUGCGAACGUCUACGUCUUCAUGUGCACCGCUCUCGGUUACCUGAUUGCAAGCCUCGGGCAGACCGUGGCGGGCUUCUCUCUGGCGUUGUACAGUGGCUGGCAGCUGUCCCUGGUGGUUUGUGCAACCAUCCCACUCCUGGUGUGUGCCGGCCACCGCAUGGGCCGGGAGAUCGAGCAGCAGACGUCCAAGCAGGCGGCAGACUUCGCUCGAGCCUCUGCUGUGGCGGAGGAAUCGCUGAUGGCGAUCCGCACCGUGGCGGCUUUCGGCGGCGAGUCUGUGCAGUCUGCCCGCUUUGGAAAAGAGCUGCUCUCAGCGAAGGAGGGCGGCAUCCGAUCCGGAUGGCGGAUUGGCGCUGCAUGGGGCGGCUUGAACUUCUUCUACUCCUGCCUCUACGCGCUGGCCCUCUGGUUCGGUGGUCACGUCCUCAUGGAGAAGAAGGGCUUCCAGGCCGACGACAUCGUGAUCGUCAUGAUCGCCAUGAUGGUCGGCAGCUCGGGUCUCAGUGCCUUCAGCGGCUAUGCGCCGGUGAUGGCGCGAGCCGUCGUGUCCUUCAAGGCCAUGAAGGCUCUCAUGAAGUCAAAAAGCACGGCACAGGAGGCCAUCGAGCCGCCGCUGUACACCGAAAGGGGCUCUCAGGCGAUGCCCGAGGAAGUUUGCGUGAUUGACAAGAUCGAGUUCCGAGAUGUGAGCUUCAGGUACCCCACGAGGCCCGAGACGUGGGCGCUGGAGAACUUCAGCUUCCGGGUGGAGAAGGGCCAGAAGAUCGCAUUCGCGGGUGAGAGUGGGAGCGGCAAGAGCACGGUGCUGCAAUUGUUGGAGCGCUUCUACGACCCCUGCGCUGGAGAAAUUUCGGUGAACGGGGUUCCGUUGAAGGAGAUUCCGGUGAAGGCCUGGCGCAAGCAGAUCGGCUAUGUUGGUCAGGAGCCCGUUUUGUUCGCCAGCAGCGCCAUGCGCAACAUCAAGGCCGGGGACGACUCCAUCAGCGACGAGGCUGCAAUGAAGGCGGCUGAGGCGGCGCAGAUCUACGAAAUUCUUCGGCAGCUCCCCGAGGGCUUCGACACCUUCGUCGGCGCAGCUGGCGGGAUGCUGUCGGGAGGACAGCGGCAGCGAGUGGCCAUCGCCAGGGCCCUGGCCAAGAAUCCGCAGAUCCUGAUCCUCGACGAGGCAACUUCGGCUCUGGACAGCGAGUCCGAGCGGCUGGUGCAAGCCACCCUGGACAGCGUCACCGCCGGACACUUCGACUUCACCACGAUCUCCAUUGCCCACAGGCUGGUGACGAUCAAGGGCUCCGACGUCAUCUACGUGCUUCGGGACGGGCAUUGCUGCGAGCAGGGCAGCCACGAGGAGCUCAUGGAGCAGAUGGGCGUCUACUACAGCAUGGCCACCCUGCAGGCAAAGGCGAAGGCAGAGACGGAGGAGAAGCAUCAAGACGAGGAGACCGAGGAGGACGAGGACGCAAGUCCGGGGAGCACGGCGAUCUCCCAAGCGGCGAGCUCGCUCCGCUUCCCGGCGAGCUCGGAAAAGGAGGAGGGACAAGGCCAAGCAGGCCCAGGAAGUGCCGUCUCCCAUCCCGCCGGCCCAGUCCGGUGCCGUCUGCUUGGCAUGAUGAAGGCCUACUGGUGGAUGUGGCCCAUCGCGGCUGUGAUCGUCAUGGCGGAGGCAGCUGCGAUGCCCCUGCAGGGCCUCUUCUUCAACUCGGCCGUCCUGUCGCUCUUCGACAGCGGCUUUGGCCUGGCGGGCGACCUGCAGCAGCUUGACGAGGCGGUCUUUGGCUUGCUGAUGCUUGGCUUGGGGGGUGGUGUCUUCACCUUGCUCCAGAACUCGCUCUUCACCUACCUGCAAGAGUCCCUUUGCAUGAUCCUGCGCAAGGCGGCUUUCGCCAGCACACUCCGCAUGGACAUGGCCUUCUUCGACGCCCCGGAGAACCAGAAGGCCAGCAUCCUGGUGUCCUUGGAGAGGCACAUGAACCGCGUGGGGCAGAUGCUGGGCAUCCAGCUCGGAAACACCUUCGGGGCCCUCUUCACCUGCUUCCUGGCCCUCGGGAUCAGCUUCUUCGGCUGCUGGGUCCUGGCAUCCGCGGCCUUGAUCUUCUUGCCCGUCUGCUUUGCUUUGGGAUUCAUGGCCACCGUGGGCGCCGCGCGGCGGGAGCCAGAGGCCGAGGAGGCUUACGGAAGGGCCGGGCAGGUCACCUCGGAGGCCGCCGCGAGCAUCCGCACUCUGAGAGCUUUGGGGGCCGAGGAGCGCACCUUGGAGAUCAUCGACGGCUUCUUGGAGAGGCUUACGGAGCUGAAUGCCGCGAAGAGCUGGGAGCUGGGCCUCGCACUGGCCCUGAACAUCAGCCUCUUCCCGGUGAUCUUUCUGGUGGGCUUCUGGAUCAGCGCCGUGAGCAUCCAGUCCUGGGGCUUCGAUGCCAGCGAGGUGCUCCUGACGCUCUUCUGCAUGGUCUUCGGGGCCAUGUCCGUGAGCUCCAUCGUCCAGUACAUCCCCGACUCUGCCUCCGGCUACCAUGCGGCGGUGGAGGUCUUCAGACUCAUGGACCAGGUCUCCAAGAUCGACGCCACGCAGCCCGCGGGCCGCGUGGAGAGCAUCGGGGACGGUGCGAUCCAGUUCCAGGAGGUGCAGUUCUGGUACCCCCAUCGCCCCGAGGUCCGGGUGCUGAAGAAGCUCAGCUUCAGCAUCGAGAAGGGCCAGGCGGUGGCUUUGGUCGGCUUCUCGGGUAGCGGCAAGUCGACGGUGAUCCAGCUCCUCCAGCGCUUCUACGACCCCCAGGGCGGCUCAAUCCGUGUCGGCGGCGUGGACUUGAUGGACUUGAGCGUUGCCUGGUGGCGAAGACAGCUGGGAGUCGUUGGCCAGGAGCCUGUCCUCUUCGACAUGACCCUGGAAGAGAACGUGAAGUACGGCUGUCCGGAGGCGACAGAGGCCCAGGUGCGCGAAGCAGCCAAGGCUGCUAACAUGAACUUCGUCUGCGACGGCGGUUGCAAGCUGUCCGGCGUGAAAAGCGGUGCAGUGAGGUGGACGGACCGCGUCGGACUGCGUGGGGAGAAGCUGUCAGGCGGACAGAAGCAGCGCGUGGCCAUCGCGAGGGCGCUGCUGAGGGAGCCCCAGUUCAUGCUCCUUGACGAGGCCAUGUCAGCGCUUGACUCCGUGUCGGAGAAGGUGGUGCAGCAGGCCAUGCAAGAGCUAAGGCAGGGCAAGACCACCAUAACCGUGGCACAUCGCCUCUCCACGAUCCAGCACUCGGACAAGAUCUUCGUGCUAUCGGACGGCCACCUGGUCGAGUCCGGCACGUACGACGAGCUCGUCAGUCUGCGCGGCAACUUUGCCGCCCUUGCUGCUGGAAGCCUGUGA
Messenger RNA from Symbiodinium sp. CCMP2592, 3879 nucleotides. The record is from the annotation of a GenBank genome assembly. Lineage: Eukaryota; Dinophyceae; Suessiales; Symbiodiniaceae.